This is a messenger RNA of Cladophialophora immunda, 632 nucleotides long. RefSeq lists its product as uncharacterized. The record is from RefSeq and is a predicted model, not a curated record. Lineage: Eukaryota; Fungi; Ascomycota; Eurotiomycetes; Chaetothyriales; Herpotrichiellaceae. Bases 245 to 628 code for a protein of 127 amino acids. The transcript has 2 exons.
CAGGAAGCAUCCUCGCACUUGGGACGUGUCCGUCAGAUCAAGCCGCUGCCGACCGGCCAGGGGGCUCAUGGAUAUGGCCUGGACAACGUCGUCUGCCGACUACCUUUUAUCGUGAUGGAGUAUUUUCUCAGUGGCUUCACGCACAGAGGUAGCCCGACACUAGUUCUCGGCCUCUGCUCCAUCCUUUCGCCGCAAGGGGCGGGACUCGAGACAGGCUCCUCAACAGCCACACAACGAUGCCGAGAUGCAAUCCAAACACCCCGUUCCCAUUGAGGCAAACGGUCCAAACCCACAGGCAACCCCGAACACGAUCUCUCUGGAGAAGGGCCGUUUCAGUAAGCCCAGCUGGAUCGACACAAGCAAACUGUUCUAUGUACCCGAGGAUCUCCUUCGUUGCGGCAGGUACACAGAUGUGCGACUGUCCAAGGGACCUUGGCUCAAGAUGCGAGAGGCCUUGUUCAUGGCGACGUUGGCAGACGAGAAGGCGAGGUUCGAAACGGCGUUCAAUCUGCAUCAGGGUGGGCGGGCAGGCCGAGCAGCUGCGGCGAAGGAAGAGCCCAGGACGCAGCAAUAUGUACCCAACUAUGCGCCCAACUAUGCACUCUGGUAUACUAGGUUAGCAUCGUAGCUAG